Diaporthe batatas is the source of this 5267-nucleotide messenger RNA. RefSeq lists its product as uncharacterized. Lineage: Eukaryota; Fungi; Ascomycota; Sordariomycetes; Diaporthales; Diaporthaceae. The record is from RefSeq and is a predicted model, not a curated record. The transcript is spliced from 2 exons. The coding region runs from base 1818 to 3953 and encodes 711 amino acids.
CUCCCUCCCGUCUCCCGCCCUACCUAUGUCUGGUCUGUCUGUCUGUCUGCCACUUGAAGCUGCCUUGCUCCCUGAGUCCCUACACAGUUCGCUUACCGUACCUGGCCCUUGGUGGUUUUGGGUGUGACUGUGAUGGGUCCUCUCCCCCAUACUGUCUGGACUGUGGUACGGAGUAGUCCAGUCCCAGGUCCAAUCCGUUGCUGUUGCUAUCCUGACCGUCCCAUCCCAUCCCAUCCUCUCCUUGCCUUGGUGGUUUGCCUUGCUCAUGUGCUGGCCUGGCUUGUCCCCAUCCCCAUCCUUCUUCCCUCCUCCCUGCCCCUUCUUUUGGCCCCUUCUCCCGAGCAGCUGGACUGACUGACUGACCGUCCCCAUUCCCACUCUCCUCGUUCCUGUCCUGGCCUGUCCCGUCCCGUUCUGUUCUUGUCUUGAUCCUCCCACCCCCACCCACCUGCCCUUGCUUGCCCUCUGGGGUCGUCGUGUGCUUGGUGUCGUAUCUCGUAGCUGGGUCUCACCCCCCCCCACACCCCCCCCCAAGUCCCGUCACUCUCUUCCUCGUGCCUCUCUCUCUUGCCGUCUAGCCACUCUCUAGUCUUGUCGGCCCUGGUGGUUUGGUUUUGGUUCUGGUUUGGUCUUGUCCGGUCCGGCCUGGCUUCGCAUCGCCCUUCUUGCCUUGCCUCGCCUUGCCUUGCCAUGCCUUGCCUUCUCUCCUUGCCCGUCCCUGCCCGUCCCUGCCCUGCUGGUCUGGUGGUCUGGUGGUCUUGUCCGGUACGCUGGUUUGGCUUUAACUCGCGUUUAAUAACAUUUUCUCGUUCGUUGCCUCUAUCCCGACUCUGUCUGAUGGUGGCCAGGGCCCCGAUUUUCCCCUGCCCUUUUGAUCCCUCCCAAAAAUCCAAUUUGAUGUUCCCGACCAAAACGUAACCAUCUCCAAUCUCGUACCAACACCCUCUGCCCGCCCGCAUUCCCAGUUUCCUCAUCCUCUCCCGCUUUCUACACACAACACCUCACCACCGCCCUCUGGUGUUGAACACACAAAUCCAUCCAAAACCACCCUGCGCCAUCCCGUUCGCCAUUCAAAAACAUAAUCAUUUUGUGCUCCUCAAUUUGCCCGUUUCUUUUCUGGCCCUCAAUCUGGCCUUUCACCCCUGUCUUGCACCUUUUUUGCCGCUGCAAGAGUCGUGCAUCCGCCCCAGGAACGUGUCCAUAAUCCGGGCGGCUGUGGUUUUGUGAGGGUAUUCAGAACUGCCCCCUUCUCCACCGCCCGCUAGCCAAGGCCUAGCCGACAACCGCGCGACACCACACCCUUUCCCGCUCCCCAACUCGGGCCUGGUCACCGCCUAACACCCCGCCCCCGCCAGCCACACCCUGUAACACCGCCAUCGCUGUUAGUGAUUGUACUCGCGACACCGUUUCGUGGUUUCCCUUUCCCAUUGUGGGCAGCUCUUUGGCCAAAAGGGAAACACACUCAUUGAUUGUCGCCAUUCACCACUUCUGCGACACACCAUUUCAGUCCUCUUACUAUUAUCAGGCAGCAGGCAGCAGACAGCAAAGUUAAGGGUCUUGUUCGACAAUCAGCAUCCCUCCCUGUCUUUGCAUCGGCCUCUCCUUGUGCUGUCCUCAGAAAAAAGAAAGAGACAACCACAACCACCACCACCCGAGGUUCUUUUCUGGCAUCUGGCAGGCAGACACACAAUACAGAGAAGCCACACCACCAGUCUAUCAGACAGACACCUGGCCGGGAGAAGACCUGCAGCCCUUGCAGCCCCAGCCAACUCUCCUCCAUUGACGGCGGCUGCUCAGACCCUUGCAAGGCCCCACCUAUGGCACUGCCAGGCCGCGGUGCGAUGAGCUCCUCGCCCACUUCCCUCUCGUCACCACCAGCCACCUCCAUCAGCAACCCCUCCUCGCCUUCCCGCCUCAACGUGGGCAGGGCCAACAUCGAGAUGGACGAGAUCGUCGUCGACACAGCAUCCGGGCCCCGGUUUGGAGUCGUGGCACCCCCCGCCCCUCCCCCGCCCGACGUGCCACUGACAGCUGCCGGCCUGCCGAGGAAGAAGCCCGGUCGGAAGCCCGGCAGCACCGUCAAGCCAAAGCUCAACCCGGAUGGCACCCCAAUCGUCCCAGAGCCAAAGGUGCGGAAGCCUAGGAAGCCCAGAGAUCCCAAUGCCCCGCCCAUCCAGCGGAAGCGCAAGAUCGCCGCCACUCAGGAGCCCGCCGAGCCCGAGCUGCCUGCUGCCGCCGCCCCCCUCGCAAGCAGUGCCGCGGCUCACCAGGCCCAGCAGCAGCAGCAGGCGGCCGAGCCCAGCCCGAUGCGCAUGGAUCUGGACCCUCGCCCUGCAGCCGUGGCCACGCCCAACAGCAGCAGCAACACGCCCAACCCGCCGUCCAACCCGGCAAAGGUCCCCAAGCGAGAAGGCCCCUCGUUCAUGUCGGAGCUGCUGAACCGCGACUCUCCCCCACCUCCCCCGGCCCCUCCCGCCCCGGUGCGCAUGGCCUUUGACCCUGUGCGGUCCUCGAGCUAUGACCCUGUCAGGGAGACCAUGGUUACCCGCGACCCUUACGGCACCUCUGCCCUGGCUUCGCCCCGCGGCCCUUCGCAGAUGCCAAACCGUGCCAGCGCAUCGCCCUCAAUCUCGAGCCUGAUUGACGCACCAGCCCCUUCGUCCACCUCCAAGGUCCUCUCGCCAACACAGGCACAUUCCUCCUUCCACUCUGCGCAGGGCCGCUUCCAGGACCCCUCCUCCCUGCCGCCCUCCCCGUCCAAUCAAGUGCGCAAGGAGCCGCCCCCAUUGUCUGGGCCAGCGCCAAAGUCGAGCACGGUUGAGAUCAAAAAGCCUGGCCCGCCUCCUAUGCCCCAGCCUCCUGCCAAGUCAACGGAGCCAUCAAAGCCUGCCGCGCCCGCCAGCUCGGGAAUGCCAGCCCCCAGCACCAUGCCCGCCCCGUCCAAGAAGGUCACCACCGUCGUCGGCCAGGCUCGCAAGGAGAAGAAGCCUGUGUCUUCGACGUCUUCGUCCCCCAAGAUGGGCAGCCUCAAGAAUGCCCUUCCCGACGUCGCCCCGCCCGCCGGUGCCUCAAACGACCGGUCCAUCCUCGAUUUUGGUAAGGUAGCUCCGGGCGAGGAGAAGGAAGCCCCCUCCAUCGUCUUGCACAUCCCCCUCAACGGCGAGGGCAACAAGUACGUCAACUUCAUGCGCCUGGCCGAGAGCAAGUACGGCUGGGACGCCCUGCACCCCCGCGAGGCAGCCAACCGCGACCGCAAGGCUCGCAUCGCCGCCGCCUCUGCUGCCCUCGAGAGACAGCAGUCCGGCCGCGACUCUGCCGAGGAGGAGGACCCAGAGUUCAACGCGAGCGAGGACGAGAACAGCAACGUCGAGAUGGGCGGCAUGGGCAACAACGGCGGCCUGACGAGCGGUGCCGACGCCGCCGCGCCAGAGAAGCCCAAGCGCAAGAAGCGCAACUGGCGCGAGGACGAGUACGACCGCGGCGAUGACUUUGUCGACGAUUCGGAGCUUUUGUGGGAGGAGCAGGCCGCGGCCGUCCAGGAUGGGUUCUUCGUGUACAGCGGUCCUUUGGUCCAAGAAGCUCCAAAGGCCCCUGAGCGUGAGGGACCAGCCAAGAGAGGCCGCGGACGCGGCGGCGGCCCUGGAUCCCGCGGCGGACGAGUACGUGGCGAGGGCGGCAGGGGACGCGGUGGCGGGCCAGGCUCCCGCGGCGGCACGACGACGCGCAAGCCGCGCAUCACCAAGGCCGAGAAGCAGCAGCUGGACCGCGAGAAGGCGGAGCGCGAGCAGAAGGCGCAGCAGCUGGCGGCGUCCAAGUCAUCAUCGUCUUCCGGCGGCGGCGCCGUUGGCAGCAGCUCGGCCGGGUCCUACGGCUUGUUGGCUGGCCUGGUCGGCCCCAACGCCACCGUGCCCUCUCUUUCUGCCGGGCUUGGCGCGGGCAUCAUGAACUCGUAGGACGGGGGUCAUGAGAGACUUGCGCCGGUUUAGGAACGGCGAGAGAUGGAGGAGAGGGAGGAGCAGCACCGGCUAGAGACGAGCCGGUGGGCCAUGGAGAGGUUGGAACAGCAACGGAGAGAACUGCAUCAGCAAGUGCAACGGGGACUGCUAGAAUUCGAGAGGCGGGAUCAGCAAGGGCGGGAACAGCGAAACGCGACCAUACCGCUGCUCCAGCUUCGCAGGCACAACGAGAGAGGGAGUCGUGGGAACCAACCGUGGCAGCGGGCGGCGCGGGAAGAGGAAUAGCGGAGGAGACGAAACUGAAGCUCCGGGCAGGCACGAGGAGAGUUUUCCGAUCGGCCGUCGUCACUCAUCGAGAGCGCAAGACGGAAAUCUCAUCACGAGCAACAUCCUGGGAGCCGGCAACAGCAACCCACUCCUCCCUGUUCCCACAUGUUCGGAUCUCCCGAGCAACCUCUCUCUACCGCCACAUCCACGGAGAAUUCCAGCGGGGACUUUUGUUUCGAUAAUGAUCGGACACAACAAACAGACGGACAACGGACAUUAUACAGGAACACACACACACACACACAAUUAGAUACGGAAAGGCGUUUCAGUCAUUCAGCGGACGGACGCGCAACGGCUAUUGUUAUUUUCCCGGGGGGGGGGGGGGGCGGACAGGACAGGACAGGACAAUAAAUCGGCAAGGGGGGGAGGGAAGUCCGUGUGCGUUGCGUUGCGUUGCGUUGCAUUUUUCGGAAAGGGAGUGGGGGGGGAAUACAUCCAUCACUCGUCUGUCUGCAUCCAUCGGUCGGUUGGAAGGGCUUGAUUUUUGGCCGGCGUUUCUGGAAUGGAAUCUGUCUGUCUGUCUGGAGGCAGGCAUGCAUGGCACCUCUUUUUGUUUUUUCCCCCUCCCCUAGGGGUGCAAUUCCGCCUUUGCAACAAAUCAAACAACAAGGGGAGAAAGAAGGAAGGGGAAGGGCGGUGGGGAGUUGGUGUUGGUGUGCGCGCGUGCCUUUGUUACACCGAGCGAGACUAACUACUACACUGCCGGUAACAAGUUUGUUUUUCUGUUUCGGUGGGUUUUGCCUGCCUGCGUCCCCUUAUUUGUGUUUUGUUGCCCCCUCCACUACUAGUACAGUUGUAUCUACUGUCGCACCUGCCCUCUGCGCAUCAACUAGAGCGGGGAGGCGUGGAUGGAUGGAUGGCCAUGGAUGGGUAUCUUAAACUUUGCUGGUCUGUCUUGUCUGCCUUGCUGCUGUGGCUUUUUUUGGGGCGGGGCGAGGUCGCUUCGUGCGUACAUAGAAUCAAUCAAUCAAUCCAACAUCCUUG